Molecule: messenger RNA, 2806 nt
Organism: Siniperca chuatsi (mandarin fish)
Lineage: Eukaryota; Metazoa; Chordata; Actinopteri; Centrarchiformes; Sinipercidae
Gene: pnp4a
Product: purine nucleoside phosphorylase 4a
Exons: 8
Coding region: 590-1537 (315 amino acids)
Biological process (GO): nucleoside metabolic process
Cellular component (GO): cytoplasm
Molecular function (GO): purine-nucleoside phosphorylase activity
Source: RefSeq, a predicted model, not a curated record
UUAAAACAACAGAACUGGAACUAAUAUAUUUGACCAGUGCAGACAUUAUGAAAGCUAUCACCUCCCUCUACAGGACUUUCAUCAUUUUAUUAUUUACAUUAACUGCGCCAUUGAUAUCACAAAAUCAAGCGCACUUAAACAAGCACUGGCCGCUUGAACGAGGCAUUUCAUCCGCGGAGGAUACAAUCAAUAAUCUGCAGAUGAGUAUUAAAGACCUGGAAACCAAUAAAGUCUCUCGAGUACCUGAUUUUCACAAAAACGAGAUCCCAUCCCACACACUUUUUCCUGAGAUGAACCGAAAGUAAUCUGACCAAAGUACUUAUGAUAAUGAGUUCCCCAUACACGAAAACCUAUUGGUCAAGUUAGAUUGAUUGAAUGGCCAUCCAGCCAAUCACAGGCCAAGGAAGAGUUAACGGUUGACGGUACGUAAACGGCGCUUCUGUCACUCGCUGAUGUUGCGGACGCUGUGAAGAGGUAAAGGUUGUACGGUCAAGCCCCGCCCACACUACGAUUUUUGGAUUCGACGUCAUUAUUUUCAGGAAGGCGUUCCUGCGCUCGUGGAAGGAACGGUUGAAGGCGAUGCAGGAAGAUGGAGACGAGGGGAGCUGCAGGAAAUUCACUCGGAGGACUCGCACCGUGGCUUCUGCAGUCAGUUCUGACACUUUUGUGCAGUCAUGAGGAAUACGAGAAGACAGCUGAUUGGUUGAGGACUCGGACGAAGCACCGCCCCCAGGUGGCGAUCAUCUGCGGGUCCGGACUGGGCAUGCUCGCUGACACCCUCAAUAGUCAGGACUCCUUUGCUUAUUCUGACAUACCCGGCUUCCCAGAAACCACAGUGCAGGGUCAUGCAGGUCGGCUGGUUUUCGGGGAGCUGAAGGGGAAGAUAUGUGUGUGCAUGCAGGGUCGCUUCCACAUGUAUGAAGGACACUCACUCUGCAAGGCAACGUUUCCAAUUCGAGUCUUCAAGCUGUUGGGGGUGGAGACUCUGAUCGUGACGAACGCUGCCGGCUCAUUGGCCGACCGCUUCCAGCCUGGUGACAUCAUGAUCAUCAAAGACCACAUCAACUUCCCCGGACUGGUCGGUCUGCACCCGCUGAUAGGACCCAACGACGACAAGUUUGGGCCUCGUUUCCCGGCCAUGUCAGGUUGCUAUGACAAAGGCCUGUGUUCCCUAGCAAUGGAGAUCGGCAAGCAGUUGGGUGAGGCCAGAGACCUUCAGGAGGGCGUGUAUGCCAUGGUGAGUGGGCCAAACUUUGAGACCAUCGCUGAGGCCAGACUGUUGCAUCUAGUGGGAGUGGACGCUGUUGGCAUGAGUACGGCUCCUGAGGUCGUCGUGGCGACUCACUGCGGUCUGAGAGUCUUCGGCCUCUCUCUGAUCACCAACAAGGUGGUGAAGAGUUAUGAGGACACAGAGAUUGUGAACCAUGAGGGCGUCCUGGACGUCAGCCAGCAGAGCUCUCACAUCGUGCAGAAGUUGGUGACCGAACUGAUCAGCAGGAUGGAGAUAAAAGACAACAAGACAAAUGAUGGUGUCUGAACACACACACGCACGCGCACACACACACACACGCACUGUGUGUGUAUUUGAUUGUUAUAUUUACAAUUUUUUUUAGACUUUUAGACUUUUUUAGAUUUUCGUAUCAUCCUUCAUAUUAUUUUUUUACCUUUGCUGUAAAAAAAAAAGUGCCUAAUAAUUUUUUCUAUCAGGGUAAUUUGAAUGUAAGUAUCGAUUUAUGAUAUUUUUUGUUAAAGAUUAAUAUAAUGAUGACCACUGUGUUUGAUGGUGCUUUAAUAUAAAAAGAUUUGAGACAAAUAUUUUUCUAAAAAUUCUCCUCUUGUGGACAUUUUUCUUUAGUCACUCAAAUAAACGUUUUAGUCAGACGUAACACAAAGAUAAGAGGCAGACAGUACUUCAGUCCACUUUAGUAGAUUUAUUGAACACUUCACAGAGUAUACGAUAAGCCGAGCCGAUCUCGAGACACAACUGAAGAACGAUACAUAGUGGUUUUAUACCAAAUCACUGCCCUGUGUGUGUGUGUGUGUGUGUGUGUGUGUGUGUGUGUGUGUGUGUGUGUGUGUGGCCUCUCAUAGUUACAUAACUACUAUGUUUUUUUCAAUAUAUUCGUGUGCUAUGCCUUAAUAUAGGCUGAUAAGUUCGUGUGCUUGGUUUCCCCCUGACAUGUCCCUGUGCUCGGGUCAUUGACCACUGUUCUGGGAACCCAUUUGUGUUUUCUCGUAUCAGUUUAGUUUAAUCGGCCUAUUCUUUUCACACCUUGGCUCUCUAACAAGUUUUUUUUUAUUAUUCCCACACUUCUCUUGCUAUGUCCUUGACUUGUUUUUCUCAAACUUGGCUAUCUGACUAUAAUACUGAGUCCCAAUGGUUUUAAUCGCGCAUAUAGUGCUGACACACACACACACUGUUUCAAACAUCUUUCAAUGUUUCCACUAACUCAGAUGUUUUCCCUGUUAUUUUCUGGUGAUGUUGUGCAAUAUCAUCCAGACAGUCUAUCUCUGUACUUUUCCAUUUAGUCCUUUCAGCUUGACCUUAUAUUAUAUGUUCUUCAUGUUUACAGUAUUCAUGCAUUAACUUUUGGUUUAUACAUAAUUUUAUCAUUACCCAAAUAUCAUUUUGUAAUCAUGGUUCUACAUAAUAUAUCCUCAACAUAUACAGAAAGUACAGCAGUGUUAAAUGAGUCUUUGCUAUUUAUAUUUUCCACACUCUUGUACAUUGUUCCUGUUGAAUUAUGGGAUUUUAUUCAGUAAAAAAUCACUGACAUCCUGAUUUUAUUAAAACAUAUUGACAAAC